GCAUCCUCUGCGACGUACCGCGACGGGUCGAAGCCUUGUCAAGACGGCUCGCUUGCGCCACAGGCUUUGGCUAAAUCAUAUCGUCCAAUAAUCUGGCUGAUGAAGGUGGCCAGAUGAGAGACGGGCAGUUUACUGAACAUGUGGGCGUGGGGGCACAGACGUGAAUCCAGUAAGGUGACAGCCAGCCUGUAACCCUCGACUUCAGGGUCAAAGCCGCCAUAGUCCGGCAGUCAAUGCCUACCGUCUCACACAUCUCGCAACUCCAACAUGUCCGCGACAUUGCAAGACGGCUAUCGAUGGGCGCGCAUCACGCCUGAUGACCGCAGUGGGAUCUUGUACAUUGUCACACUCCUCGCCUUCACUUAUACUAGCCUUACGUUUCUCACACGACUGUUCAUCAGAUGGCGCAUGCUGGGACUGGAUGAUGCAGCGAUGCUGAUUGCGCAGAUUGCCAGCGUUGUACAGUUCUCACUACUUCUUGCUUCCCUGUCAGCCGGACUGGCACGAUCAUCCGCAUCCCUGACCAACGACCAAUACUCAUGGAUGGCCUCCACCUAUUCACGUGGUCAAGUGUUCAUCUACAUGUCCCUCGGCUUUUCGAAGACGGCUCUGAUACUGCUGGUACGACGACUCUUCAUGCGCGACAUGAAGCACGCUUGGGCAGUGUGCAAUGUAGCCACCGCGGUUAUCACAACGUGGACACUUGUAUCUGCGGUGCUAGUCUCGGCUGGCUGCACAAGUGAGAGCCUGUUACCAAGGAACUCCUCUGAAAUUUGCCAGGGUCUCGAAAUCCGCUACAUGGUCGUCGUAAUCAGUGACGGGAUAACCGACUUCAUGCUGGCCUUCAUCCCGACAUACCUGUGUCGGCGUCUUCAGAUGAACAUUGUGUUCAAGCUGCAGAUAUUGGGAGUGUUUGCGCUACGUCUACCGCUGAUCAUCCUCGCUGGCCUGUUCUACAAAACCUGGAGUAGCUCGAUACACGGUGAAAACCCCAGUGUCGAGCGCACGACAGCAUUGAUCUAUCAGCAAUCACAGCUCUGCUUCUCGUUGAUAGCCGCAACGAUACCGUGUCUAAAGUCGUUCAUCCAAAGCUUUGACACCGGUAGCGGCCAGAAAGCGGGUGUUGGAUACUCGACCCAUUCCAGCGGCUAUGGACACGUGUCGAGUAUACAUCACAGCAUUCCACAGUUCGAUGAAGGUGAAAGCAUUCCGUUGUCUCGGUUUGACCGUAGCGAGGGCGGUCCAUCACGGCUGCGAGGAGGAGCCGGCGAAGGCGCUGUCAGGGUCAAUAGGAAACCAUACGUUGUGGAGAGUACUUUUGGCACGGAUGAUGGCAGCGGGGAGCUAGAUCGAAGGAGUACACAGGAAUCUGAUCGGAAGAGUCAGCACAGUACCCAAGAGCUUUUUAUUAGGAAGGAUGUACAGUUUGAAGUGAAGCAUGAACCUGUAAAAAAAGGGACCGAUACACAUCGGCCUGGCCUACUUCGCUUGCCUAAGUAGUCGUAUCGAGUCAUGAUACUGAGUCGUUAGCUAUGCGGCGUCGCAAAGAAUGUAUACGAUCGAGCAAGG
Messenger RNA from Alternaria rosae, 1569 nucleotides. RefSeq lists its product as uncharacterized. The coding region runs from base 268 to 1500 and encodes 410 amino acids. The record is from RefSeq and is a predicted model, not a curated record. NCBI's taxonomy places the organism in Eukaryota, Fungi, Ascomycota, Dothideomycetes, Pleosporales, Pleosporaceae. The transcript has 3 exons.